This is a messenger RNA of Melampsora larici-populina 98AG31, 1020 nucleotides long. RefSeq lists its product as uncharacterized. The coding region runs from base 1 to 1020 and encodes 339 amino acids. The transcript has 5 exons. The record is from RefSeq and is a predicted model, not a curated record. Lineage: Eukaryota; Fungi; Basidiomycota; Pucciniomycetes; Pucciniales; Melampsoraceae.
AUGGCGGAUCCAACUGAAUCAACUACACAUGGCUUGUAUUUGACGGGUAACUUUGAAAUCGAAAAGAAGACUUCCCCAGAAAAUGGGUGGCGAGCAGAAUACAGAACUUACGCUACUUCAAUCACCAGCGGAGGAGCUCACAGAGAGCGAUCAAUGAGUUACGAAAUUAUUGCUAGAGGAUUCAGUCACACUCAAUUCAAACUUGAACCCGGCAACAUCUAUUUAUUAAGAGGUUCUUUCUUCCCUUCUAAUUCCGAGGAAACUAACAAAGAUAUAUUGUUCUUUGAGGCCUCCGAUAGAGUAUUGAUCAGUUCUUCUGCAAACUUCACUGGUAAUCUGGUGGAUUCAAUUGGAGUCACUGGAGUUGGGAUCGUUAAAGCUAUUACUAAGAUUCCAGAACCAAGAACCAAUGGUUGUUUACCUAAUCCUGCUGAUGAAGGAAAAUUUGUAACGGUUGUCACCGUUUUGCACUCCGAUUACCACCCUAUUGCGAAAGAAGCUAAACAAUGCACAGUUCAAUACCGCAUUCCGCCUACUCGCAACUUAGCCGGAACUCCCAAAAUCCUGCAGAUUGGCCGAGAAUAUCAAUUCCAUGGCUUUUUGAAAGACUUUGACGAAGAAGCUCUUGUUUAUAUAGUCAUUGCAAACAAGGUGUCGCCAACUACUGGUAGUAAGGAGUAUGACGUGGGAACCAACGCUAGCAAUGAUACCAAGGGCGAUCAGAAACCUCAAAUCUCUCGAAAGAAACCUGUAAAAUUUACUCCACGGGCUUUGAAUACUCCCUUCAAAUCCCCGGUUUUAGUUACUGAGUCGGAAUCAACUCCCGAUCUCAAAUUUGGUCCAUCUGAUUUUAGCCCAUCGUCGUUUUUGUCUGGUUCCGGCGAACCAACAGCUGGUCCAUCAGGUAGCUCCCCCAAUACUGCUUUGUCUAGCUUUCUUCCAACUCCUCCCAACAAGAGAAAAACUCGUGCACUCCCCAAACGCGCCAACAAAAAGGGAAAAACUGUAGAUUUGAGCUAA